Messenger RNA from Caenorhabditis angaria, 2513 nucleotides. Lineage: Eukaryota; Metazoa; Nematoda; Chromadorea; Rhabditida; Rhabditidae. The record is from the annotation of a GenBank genome assembly.
AUGUUUGGAUUAAAUGAAAAUUGUAGCUUGGAUAAACCUGUAUAUAUUGAAAUUUUAACUCAUGGUGCAUCAAUUUCAUCUAUUCCAAUUUACACUAUAACAUUUUAUAUUCUAAUUUUUAAAUGUCCAACAGCUUUUGAUAAAUAUCGUAUACUUCUUCUUCGCCAUUUAACUUGUUGUCUUUUCAUGGAAAUUCAUAUGUCAAUUUUGUGGCAAUUUUCAUUAGUUUUGCCUUACACAUCGAUUUGUGCAAAUGGAAUUGCUUCUAAUUUUCCAAGAUUCAUGUUUAUUUUAUUAGUUUUCUCUAUAAUUCUAACUGGUUAUUCAAUAAUUGAUCUUUUCGAAUAUCGAAUGAAUGUUGUAACAACUCAAGAACAACGAAUUAUCAAAAAAUGUUUGUUAUAUUACAAGUUCUUUUGUUAUUUCAAUUUCAUAAUAACUUCUGGAAUUGGAAUUGCACAUUUACAAUAUUUGACAAAUGACUUUCAAUAUAAACUGAAUGUUGAAAAGGUUGAAUCCAAAAUUUACUGCAAUGUAAAAAGUACAAAUGAUGUAAAUUUCAGAAGUUUGGGAAAAUGCCAAUUUAUCUCUGGUGUGACACGUGCAUUUUUGCUCGAACAGAUUCCAUAACAGUUAUAAUCUUUUAUGGAUCUUGUGUGUUUUCUGUGAUUUUAGCAGUUCAAUAUUCUAAUUUCACAAUUGUAAUUGCAAUAAUUGGGAUGAAUAAAAUCAAAAAAAUCAUUAUCUAAGAAAACAUUAGCUCUACAGAGGAACUUUUUGAUCAGUUUAUUCACAAUGGUGCGUAGGUUGCCAUUUUUUGUUAAAAAAAAUAAAUGUGGAACAUUAGUGUGCAGUUCAUCUUAUUCUAAUAGCUGUGCCAAGUGGAAUUUAUCUUACAACAUUUUUCUUUUCUUAUUCAAAAGAAUAUAUGCGUGAGUUCUCAAAACCAAUGAAACACCUAAAAAUCAGUUUUUACAGCUUUGAGUUAUGUUUGCGUGGCUCUUGUAACUCAACAUGGUUCAGCCUCUACUUUGACUUUGAUAACAACAAAUAAUUCAUUGAGAAAUGUUGCUCUAGAAAUGGGUAACGAAAAUAGAUUUUUUGUGAAAAAAAGUUGAUAAUUUUCAGUUUCCUGCAAGAAAAAAGUGACGCCAAGUUUGCCAACAAGUCGCAUGUAUUCAUCAUAUUUUUCUAGAUGACCAAAAAAGUCGCAGACGAUAAUUAUAGGAUUGGUCCAAUGAACUUAUAUUCUAAGAAAUAUCAGAUAAAACGUUCUUUGUAAUUUGUAGGUAAACUGGAUACAAUCAGAAUAAUUAUUGCUUGCUAAGUCUGAAGAGAACCAAACGUAACUGCUGCAGUAAAAAAUAUUAUCUAAAACCUAAUGUGUUAUGAUGUUAGUCGGAAUAUUUGUUUUCUCUUCAAAGAAAUUCAAAAAAGAAUUCAGUCAGCAAAAAAUUAGGGCGUAUUUAGAUAAAAUCAUAUAACUUCAUGCUUAUUCCAAUUUCCAAAAUGUUUGUCAACAUAUCCCGAAAACUCUCAUUAAUUUUAAUCGUUUUCUUUUCAAUUCUUCUAUGUUUUAUGAUAAUUCUAUUCCCAUCUAGACCAAUUUCAAAUAAAGCAUUUUUCGAUAAAUUUAAUGGAUGUUAUCUAGAAAAUCUACACCCAUAUUUCAAUGAUUAUGAACAAUUCUGGCGAAAUUUCGUAUCAUCAACUAAAUCGUGUCAAAAAAUAUGGACACAAAAACUAACUCAAAUUGGAGAAAACUUUCUUAUUUUGCCUAAAAAUCCGGAGAAGAAUAUGACAAUAGUUAGUGUUGGAAUCGAUUAUAAUGAGAUGGAACUUCAAAAAAAGAAUCCAAAUAUUGAAAUGAUAAAGGCAGAUGAGAAAAAGCAAUCAACGACUGGUACAGGCAAAAUUUAUAAAUAUCGAAUCUCGGGAAACGGAAUGCCAUCAAGCUAUCCAGCUUUGAAAACAAGAAAUCGCUAUAUCGAGGGAGGAACUUCUGUCGGGGCAGCUUAUUUUUUAAGAAUCGUUUUGCAAAAACCAGUGAGUUUUAUUUUUAAACUAGUAAAAAUAUAACCGUAGCUAAAAAGGUGGGAUAAUGGUAGAACAGGCCCAUCUCUAAGUUCCUGAAACUGGUAAAGCUUAAAAUAAUCGCCCCACGAUGUCAGAUAUUAAUCUGAUCUCUCUAUCUUCUCAUAAACAAAACCUUACAGGUCAUCGAUAUGUUUUGGUUCGAUAGUAUGUUCAAUGAGCAAGACAUAAUGCACGAGCUCCACAUUGGAAAAGGUCUCGAUAAAUUGGCAAGUGAUCUAGUCAUAUGUCAAUUAAAUCUUCGAAUCUACCUCAAUCCCACGCACAGUUCUCAAAAAAUCUUUCACACCUUCAUUCAAAAACUUCUCAUCGACUACAAAUUUCUGAUCAUCCGAUCCUCCCAGCCAAAUCUUGCUCUAAUAAAACUUUUCCUGGUAAACAUGCGAGAUCCGGAAUGUAUACAUUCGUUUAUUCUUUGA